Molecule: messenger RNA, 1150 nt
Organism: Myripristis murdjan (pinecone soldierfish)
Lineage: Eukaryota; Metazoa; Chordata; Actinopteri; Holocentriformes; Holocentridae
Product: CD209 antigen-like protein C
Exons: 7
Coding region: 118-954 (278 amino acids)
Source: RefSeq, a predicted model, not a curated record
AUCAGUGGCGACAUACUCGCUGCAUCCAGCCCUGAAUGACUGCAGAUACAAGAUUAAAUACUUAUUUCAAUAUUAACAAUAUUUCAAUAUUUUGGGCAAUCAAAGGUACAGGCAGUGAUGGGUGAGAAUCUGGAUAAUUCAGCUAUGGUAACCAUGGAGCUUGAGGACACUUCAAAAGAAUGCGGACCAACAAGACGAGAGCAACUUUCAAGCUGUGUAGCUAAACAUGGACGAGCUGCUGCAGUGUGUCUGGGGCUGCUGUGUCUUCUCCUCCUGGCUACAGUCAUCAGCCUGGUGGCACCUGGUGAUGUCAAAAGAACAGAAAACAAACGAUGUUACGGUGCUCAAGAGAGAGAGACAUAUUUCUACAACCUGUACAGAGAGAGAGAGCUUUUCCACAGCAUUUACAACAACCUGAUCAAUGAGAGACACCAGUUACAGACCAGUCUCAACAACCUGACUGAAGAGAGGAACCAGUUACAGACCAGUUACAACAACAUGACUCAAGAGAAAAAUCAGCUGCAAGCAGAGAUUGAAAGGCUGAGAGGGACGAUAACAGAGCUGACCUCACAAAUAUGCCCAGACGGAUGGACCAAGUUCAGCAGCAGCUGUUACUUCAUCUCUUCAGAAAGUAAAAACUGGGAAGAGAGCAGGCAGGACUGUCUGAGGAGAGGAGCUGACCUGAUGAUCAUCAACAGCAGAGAAGAACAGUCAUUUCUGAACAAAUUUAGCGACACACUCUGGAUUGGUCUGUCUGAUCAGGAAACAGAAGGGGAGUGGAGGUGGGUGGAUGGAUCAGGUCUGAACUACAGGUACUGGGCAAAAGGUCAGCCUGAUGAUUAUGGUGGAGAAGACUGUGGAGAAGUGAGACCAACACGAGAUGGAUGGAAUGAUUUUCCUUGUUCUGAGAGUCUGCAGUGGAUUUGUGAGAAGAAGACUUGUUCGGGAGUUUGAGAUAUGAACAACAUUUUUUCUUGUCCUCUUACAUUAAAAAAGAAGAAAGCAAAGAACAUGUAUCAUGCCUAAAUCAAAUGACAUGAAUGAUUUUACUGUGACAGAUUGUCUUGAGAAAAUAAAAUAGCCUGGCUUGGGUGGAUAUUUCUGUUUUGAAUACAUUGCUGUCUCUCUUAAGUAAAUAAAGUUCAUGAAA